CAGAGCUGCGCUGCUGCACACGGUGGUGCCCACCUAUGCUUGCCAGGAUGCUCAACGUUACGCUGUCUGCUUGCUUCCUGAGCCUGCUGGCCUUCACCUCUGCCUGCUACUUCCAGAACUGCCCGAGAGGUGGCAAGAGGGCCACCUCUGACAUGGAACUGAGACAGUGUCUCCCCUGCGGCCCGGGGGGCAAAGGGCGCUGCUUCGGGCCGAACAUCUGCUGCGCGGACGAGCUGGGCUGCUUCGUGGGCACCGCUGAGGCGCUGCGCUGCCAGGAGGAGAACUACCUGCCCUCGCCCUGCCAGUCCGGCCAGAAGCCGUGCGGGAGCGGGGGCCGCUGCGCCGCCACCGGCAUCUGCUGCAGCGACGAGAGCUGCGAGACCGAGACCGAGUGCCGCGAGGGCUUUUUCCGCCUCACCCGCGCUCGGGAGCCGAGCAACGCCACGCUGCUGGACGGGCCCGCCCGGGCGCUACUGCUACGGCUGGUCCAGCUGGCUGGGACGCGGGAGCCUGCGGAUUCUGCCAAGUUCCGGGUUUACUGAGCCAUCAUCGCCCUCAUGCCUCCCCCCUACAGCAUGGAAAAUAAACUUUUAAAA
Messenger RNA from Acomys russatus (golden spiny mouse), 596 nucleotides. It is a transcript of the gene Avp, whose product is annotated as arginine vasopressin. The record is from RefSeq and is a predicted model, not a curated record. Gene Ontology annotation, molecular function: neurohypophyseal hormone activity. The transcript has 3 exons. Gene Ontology annotation, cellular component: secretory granule; extracellular region. Lineage: Eukaryota; Metazoa; Chordata; Mammalia; Rodentia; Muridae. The coding region runs from base 36 to 542 and encodes 168 amino acids.